This is a messenger RNA of Recurvomyces mirabilis, 1170 nucleotides long. RefSeq lists its product as uncharacterized. Gene Ontology annotation, molecular function: choline kinase activity; ethanolamine kinase activity. NCBI's taxonomy places the organism in Eukaryota, Fungi, Ascomycota, Dothideomycetes, Mycosphaerellales, Teratosphaeriaceae. The record is from RefSeq and is a predicted model, not a curated record. Gene Ontology annotation, cellular component: cytoplasm. The transcript has a single exon. The coding region runs from base 1 to 1170 and encodes 389 amino acids. Gene Ontology annotation, biological process: phosphatidylcholine biosynthetic process; phosphatidylethanolamine biosynthetic process.
AUGGCGAAUGCCCAGACUACUACCGAGCCCUUGCUAAGUGCAGCUCAUGCUCUCAGCCUCGUAUCUGGAUGGUUCCGGGAAGAAUGGGCCAAUACAUCCAUCGACAAUGUCAGUAUCACCCGCCUCACCAACGGGCUGAUCAACAACCUACAAUUGGUGCGGCGGAACAAUAGUGCCAUCCUAGAGCCAGCCGCUGUACUGAUACGGCACUUCGGCCACGCUGAGGAGAUCAGCGAACUCGAGAGUUGCGAGGAUCCUGAGGGAGAUAGCGUCACUUUAUCAGCUACAGAUCAAUCCAUCGUCUUUUGGGAGAUGGGACCUCGAGAUUGGGGUCCGAAGCUCUAUGGCUUCUUCGAUGGUGGGCGUUUGGAGGAGUACAUCGAUGCACAUAUGUUGAACGCAUCAGAAUGUACGCAACCAGCUAUUGCACGAGAUGUUGCUCGUAGCUAUGCACGAAUACAUUCCCUACGACUAGCAUUCCCGCGCGAUAGCUUUCAGGUCGUCAAACAAGAAUUCAUCGUGAAUAUACGUGAGAAGCGCGAGGCAGUCUUGCAAGCGUUAUCUGUUGUGGCCGAUCGGAGAGCCCGAGAAUAUGCAGCAAUCUUCCGCGAGACUGACUGGACCCAUGAGCUCGAAUGGGUGGCUGAAAUGUUCGAGAAGCACGACUGCGAGGAGACCAUGACACACGGCGAUAGUAACCACCUCAGCGUCCUGGUCAAGAACUACGAGAGCGAAUGUCAAGUCAUGCUCAUCGACUACGAAACGUUCUCAUGGAGCUACCGCGGAUUCGAUAUCGGAGGUCACUUCAACGAGCGUAUGUACUGCUACAUUGACCCGGACACACAACUCACUGGCUAUCCGGCACCAACUCUCCAGGAGCAGAGGUUCUGGUGCGAAGCAUAUCUACAGGAGAUGGAGGACCUGGAGCAGGACAUCACAGAGUAUGACACGGUCGACCAUCUGAUCCUGGAGGCCAGCAUAGGAAGACUGUAUCAUCUGCUAUUCACGAACCUGGUGUGCACGGUCCAUGACGGGGUUGAAAUGGAUCCCUUGUUUCUAUCCGGCUUGACGCAUAUGAUGAGAUUGUACAAGCAGCUGAAAGCGCAAUUCAUUGACGGCCGCGAUAGAACUAGCAUAGGUACUUUUGGAGCUGACAUUGGGACGAUGUAA